UGGUUUCCGUUUGAGGUUUCCCCGCAUGCGGGGAGGGUGCGUCACGCAAGAAGAACACAAACACACAGAGGCAGAAAGCGAACAAAGAUCCCAGUCUCGUUCUAUCUAUGCGGUGAGAAGAAUAACAAUCCGUUCUAGCGCUAUCUCCUCUAUGGUUCCCCCCUCGCGCGCGCGCUCCUUCUCUAACAGGUCGGAAAUAUAGAUACUAUACAGUUCACUGGAGGGACGUCACAAGCGCCUGAGCCACUUGGGAGGCGUUGGCCGACCAUAGAGCUAGGAAGAGAGAGCGACGCCCCGUCUUCGGCCAAAGAGAGCGUCAAUGGCCGACUUCCGUUUCGUACCGGAAAAGCAAGCUGCGCGUCUCUCUAGCCUCUUGCUCGACUGUGGUCGGGUCUGUCGCCAUGGUGUCGCCGGGUGAAGUUGCUGCUUUGGUCUUGGUGGCUGUUCUUUGGGGAGGAACCAAUCCAUUUUUGAAAAGAGGAACAGAGGGUCUGGAGCGAGUGAAGAGAGAGAGCAGAACUCUACAGCUGCUGGCAGAAAUUAAAUUCCUUUGCCUCAAUUACAAGUAUGUGGUGCCAUUUGUGCUCAACCAGUGUGGCUCUUUUGUCUACUAUCUUACUUUAGGAUCUACAGACCUGACCUUGGCUGUACCUCUUUGUAACUCUCUGGCUCUGAUGUUCACAUUAGCAACAGGGAAGGUUCUUGGAGAAGACAUUGGCGGUGCAAGAGCAGCACUGGGAAUGCUACUGACAGCUUUGGGAGUUGCACUCUGCAUAGCCGGGUCUGUACAUGAGACGUCAUGAGAACCGUCUUGGAAGAAGGGAAGAAUUUGUGGAAGGCAACAGUUCUCCAUGCUAAUGCUGUCUCUGCUCGUAGGGCGCACGCACGCACGCACACAGCAUCUUUUGAGGCACCCAGUGGACUUCGCACAAGCUUAGAGCUGUCAAGGCCUGAAGGGAGGAGCAUUUUCAACUCGGGCAGGGUUUGUUCAAAGUGCUCAAGAGAGCAAUUUUCUGCAAAGGUGAACUAAAAGUGCAAGCAUUCCUGCUAGUGCACAUGCAGAGCUGUGAGGCAGGGCAGUGGAGGAAAACAAUGGAAGUGCUGAACUGUAAAGCCCCAAACAGCAUCAUCUGAAGGACUGCUUAGGCCUAUGUGAAGUUGCCUAAGCACUGAAAUUGGCUUUGGCAGCCCAGCUCUCUGGCCCAUAAUUAGUUAAGAUCAGAAGGGCAUGCAGAAAGACUAGGCUGGAGGACAAUAUGUUGGGAAAGUCUGGUCUAGGCUAAUGCCUAGAUUUUUUUCUGUGGAUUUACUCUUUGAUGCUUAUUUUAAUUGUUUCUUAGUCAUAGUAUAAGCCACCAUAGAAAGUUGUUACCUGGACAGGUGAUGUGUAAAUGAUUGUAAACAAAUAAAAACAAUACUGCAUUUGAGUAUGUGCAGAGUGGCUUUCCCCUGCCACUGUACAACCACAGCUCCUCACCCGCCCAAGCUACUGUAAUGACAGCACAGGCUUCUAGGCCAUCUUGAGCUCCAGCACUAAAGAAAAAUGAAUGAAAAAAACCCCUGGUGACUCUGGGCAAAGCAUAAAUCUUGUGUUGGCUGCAUUUGCAAAGUAUCAUGUGUGGACAGCUUUACCCUCUUCUUCGGAAACUCCCCGGUGUUUUCAAUGAAUUCAAGAAAGAGUAAUUAGUUGUACACAUGUGGGACUUGCAACAGAGUGUUGCAGUGGUUGUUGGUUGUUGUUUUUUUAAAUAAUAAUUAAAGAUUUUCUUGGUUUACAUAA
This is a messenger RNA of Podarcis muralis (Common wall lizard), 1780 nucleotides long. RefSeq names its product transmembrane protein 234 (gene TMEM234). The record is from RefSeq and is a predicted model, not a curated record. Lineage: Eukaryota; Metazoa; Chordata; Lepidosauria; Squamata; Lacertidae.